This is a messenger RNA of Vairimorpha ceranae, 255 nucleotides long. RefSeq lists its product as hypothetical. Bases 1 to 255 code for a protein of 84 amino acids. NCBI's taxonomy places the organism in Eukaryota, Fungi, Microsporidia, Nosematidae. The record is from RefSeq and is a predicted model, not a curated record. The transcript has a single exon.
AUGAAAAAUCUAGAAGAGAAAAUUCUUAAUUUUAAAUUCAACGAUGUUAUAUUACUUGAGAAUUCUAAGACUUUAGAAUUAUUUUUAAAAUACAAUUUAAUCAAAACAGAAAUCCCUUGUGUUAAAUGUGAUGGAAGAAUGAGGAUUAUGGUGGCUGCAAUGUAUAUAGACGGAUAUGCUUACAGAUGCUCUUCUAAGGCAUGCAGAUCAAGGGAAAGCUUUAAGAAGGGGUCUAAAAUGGGUACCCGAAUAUAG